Messenger RNA from Clarias gariepinus (North African catfish), 2821 nucleotides. RefSeq names its product zinc finger protein 239-like. The record is from RefSeq and is a predicted model, not a curated record. The coding region runs from base 326 to 1183 and encodes 285 amino acids. The transcript is spliced from 4 exons. NCBI's taxonomy places the organism in Eukaryota, Metazoa, Chordata, Actinopteri, Siluriformes, Clariidae.
AGGCUGUUUAAAGAAGAAGCGGACGGUUUUGCUGUGUCAUGUCGAUAAUCGCCUGCACACUGAGAUCUUACUGACGGAUUUUUUACAGAGACUGUUUGAUGAAUUAAAACCCCAAGCAUGUUGUGUCUGAGGUUUUAAAAUUACCCUGAACGUGGGCAGCUUCUGAGCAGAUAAAACAUCUUCCCAAGUCUUCUCUUGCCCCUGAUGUGUACACUGCACUCAGAUUUACCACCAAAAGUACUUUAAGAUAUGGCCUUUUAAAGGAAGGUUAAAUAUCACAAGUACUAAGAAAACAUUAUAUAGUGAGAAGAUAUCCCAUGAAGAGAUGAAGAAUCAAAAUUACCAGUGCUCAUGUUGUAAGAAGAGAUUCAGUUACCCAAGUGAUCUGAAAAGACAUCAGCGCAUUCACACUGGAGAGAAGCCGUAUCACUGCACACAGUGUGGGACGAGGUUUUCUUAUUCUAGUUCUCUCCAAAAACACCAGCGCAUUCACACUGGAGAGAAGCCCUAUCACUGCGCGCAGUGUGGGAAGAGUUUUGCACAGACAGGGUACCUGCAAGCACACCAGUAUAUUCACACGGUAGAAAAGCUUCAUCAGUGCUUACAGUGUGGGAAGAGUUUUACAAGGCCUCGUCAACUACGAGUACACCAGCGCAUUCACACAGGAGAGAACCUGUAUUACUGCUCACAGUGUGGGAAGAGUUUUACUGCAGCCUGUUCUCUCCAAGCACACCAGCGCAUUCACACAGGAGAGAAGCCAUAUCAUUGUGCACAGUGUGGGAAGAGUUUUACACAGGCAGGGCACCUGCAAGCACACCAGCCUAUUCACACGAGAGAAAAGCCUCAUCAGUGCUUACAGUGUGGGAGGAGUUUUGCAACGGUUGGGAACCUACGAGCACACCAGCGCAUUCACACAGGAGAGAAGCCAUAUCAUUGUGCACAGUGUGGGAAGAGUUUUACACAGGCAGGGCACCUGCAAGCACACCAGUCUAUUCACACGGGAGAAAAGCCUCAUCAGUGCUUACAGUGUGGGAGGAGUUUUGCAAUGGCUGGUAACCUACGAACACACCAGCGUAUUCACACAGGAGAAAAGCCGUAUCAGUGCUCACAGUGUGCAAAGAGUUUUAGACAUUCAGCUCGAUUAAAAAGACACCGGUGCUUUCACACAGGGGAGAAUCCAUAACACAAUCACAAUAUGGGACAUGAUUUAUCCAUUGCUGUCACUCCUAAAUAUACUUUCUGGUCAAAAAACGGUCAACAUUUCAUCAGAAGGGUCAAUUUAUUGGGCUGCAUCAAGCUAAGAAAACAAGAGAUUUGAACUUACUGGAAAAGGAUUAAGAAGCUAUAAAGCAAUACAAAUACUUGGAAUGAUAGUGCUGAACCAUCAACUUUUUGGAAGUAAUAUCAGUAAAAAAAUCAUGAAUUGAGACCACAAACACUUUUAUAAAGUUACAUGGCAAAAAAAAAUCAACAACAACAAAAAAAAGUAUGUUUAAUAGUGGAAGGAAAUAAAGCAUUUCCAUACACACAGAAUGUGAUGACAACUCACAGCAUUGAGACUAAACAGUUGUGUCCAUAAGAAAACCACUUGAUGGCGAGAACCAUCAGAUUUUGCAUUUGAAUUUGCUGGGGAUCGUAAAGAUUUGAUAUUGGAGCAAUGAAAAAAGGUCAUGUGGCCUAAUGAUUCCAGAGUGAUGGGUGCAUCAGGGUAAGAGAGGGAUCAUGUAAAUUCAAUUAAAUUUUCAAUUUUAUUUAUAUAGUGCUUUUAACAAUGAUCAUUGUCUCAAAGCAGUUUCACAAAAAUGAAAAUAUUUGAAAAGCAAAUUUAUGGAAGUGUGUAUGUGUGUCUAGAUGAUGAGAUUGUCCCCUAUAUAAGCCUCUGGAGACAGUGUUGCACUCUAAAAACUGAACCACUGGGUCAUUAUUAAACACUAUUGAAAACUAAACAUUCCUGUGUUUUUUAUUGACUUUUUCCCACAUAACUUCACAAAGUUUUUGUGAUCUCCAUUUGUUCUGUUUUGUUUGCCAUUGUUUAGGUGAAUCUUUUGCCUAACUGCCAUCUAGUGGUCUCUUUAAGAAACUGCUGAUAAUUUAUAAAACUAGGAAGUGAGUACCUGAGCACAUGGCUGAUGUAUAUGGUUAAGAUUGAUUUUUGAGUAAUCCUCAUCAAUCCUUGUUUUGAAAGAACGGAGCAUGCGCACUUUGCGCAUCACACACACACGUGAAGUGUAAGUCCACUGGAAAAUGCAUGAGUAGUAAUGGUGGACUAGUGCUGCCGUUAUUUGUUUGGACAAGAGAAGGAGAGAUUACUGUGGAUCAUUUUCUUUCGAAGACUUUUAACCAGAUUAUCUUUGACUGGACAUAUUCCCCGGACUUCUUACCUUCAGUCAUCAGCCUCUCGGACUUCAUUAACCCCGGUGAGACCGAACCAUACUCGGUAUACUCCUCUAACACACAUACAAUAAACACGGACUUCGGCCAUUUUCCACUCACUUGCACAUACACAUACCGUUUAUUAUAUAUAGUUUGUAAAUAUUGUUUAUAGCUUUGUUAGUUUGUGGUGCACCUUUUUUUCAUGUCCUUUAUUUAGUUUUGUAUAAUACACGUUUGCUUUAUCUACUUGUUUGUUUGUCCUUUUUUUUUUUUUGGUAUGUACACACAUACAAUAAACACGGACUUUGGACAUUUUCCACUCACUCGCGUUCAUGCACACAUAUAGUUUAUUAUAUAUAGUUUGUAAAUAUUUUUUAUAUCUUUGUUUGGUUAUUAUGCACCUUUUUCGUUUACUUUAUUUAGUUUUGUAUAAUACACAUUUGCCUUG